Messenger RNA from Aureobasidium musti, 345 nucleotides. The record is from the annotation of a GenBank genome assembly. NCBI's taxonomy places the organism in Eukaryota, Fungi, Ascomycota, Dothideomycetes, Dothideales, Saccotheciaceae.
AUGGCCGAGAUGGCAGUCGCAAUCAUCGUCGUUUCCCUCCCCGCGCUCAAAACCCUACUACGUCGCAAACACAAGAAUUCCGCCUCAUCAAAGUCAUAUUCCGAGGGACAACACUAUGUGGUUACGGCGUCGCGGAGGAGAUCUGUUUUUGGACGAGGUGAUCCUUUGAAUGAUGAUGGCAGUGAUGUGGAGCUCAAUCGUGUGGGCAUGAAAGAUGUCAUUUACAAGACGAAGGAGGUUAGUGUUGAUUCACGACCAAUUGAGGAUAGUGAUGACGGAAGAUCACUUGCUUUGGCUUGGACGAACAAUGGCUAUGAUGGAGGAAUUGGAAAGGCUGGUGUCUGA